Messenger RNA from Amorphotheca resinae ATCC 22711, 1563 nucleotides. RefSeq lists its product as hypothetical. Lineage: Eukaryota; Fungi; Ascomycota; Leotiomycetes; Helotiales; Amorphothecaceae. The record is from RefSeq and is a predicted model, not a curated record. Bases 287 to 1459 code for a protein of 390 amino acids. Gene Ontology annotation, biological process: phospholipid biosynthetic process. The transcript has a single exon. Gene Ontology annotation, molecular function: phosphatidylserine decarboxylase activity.
CCUGCCUAGGAAGCUUGUUUGGGUGCCCCUGUGCUCGAAGCCGCGCAUCUAUCUACUAGUUACCCCAGUACUCUGACAUCAGCUCUGGUUACAAUGGACCUUGCCAACCAACUGUUGGCUGGCGCUCUGUACGCUGCGUACAGUCAGCCCCAGGAGAGAGGGGUUCAUCAGAGUAGAAGAUGACAGGAUUCCCACAUGCUGCAGGUUCCAGCUUCUCAUUCUUUUUGCUAUACCAACUACUCCUUUUGCUGUAUUGACCUCGACUACAGACUAUCCAGCUAUCACCAUGGACAAGCCGGUCUCUUACGCACAAACAGAUUACGAGCCUCAUCCUCUCACUGAUGCGGGUUUUGAUGCCAGCGCCGGCGCCCUUCAGGAAUUAACCCGCCGUGCUGAGAACAAAAACCAACCCCCGACCUCUCACAUUCAUGGCUCUUCCGUCACGCAAGAAUCCCACUCGUGGCUCUCCAGACACCUCCCGCAUGGCACAAUUGAAGCCGUCGAGAACAAGUUCCACCUUGGGAACUAUGUCAUGGACCGCCAAACAGGGGAGAAGACAUUCGAAGCUAUGAGCAUUUAUGUGCGCGUGGGAAUGCAUCUUCUCUACUACGGCAGCGCGCAAGAGAACAUCCUGCACUGGAAGAAGACCCUCAGCCUGCUUAAAGUCCAAAGCGAGAAGAUGGGCGCAGAGUACGACUCCCCCGCCAGCAAGCAGCACAUCAUUCCGUUCAUUCAGUCUUUCCAGCUGGAGUCCACGCUCUCCGAGAUGGUGAAGCCAGACCCCAACGACUAUGCCACAUUCAACGAGUUCUUCGCACGUGAGAUCAAAGAAUCCGCCCGCCCAAUCGCAGAGCCAGACAACGACCUCGUCACCUCCUCCCCAGCUGACUGCCGCCUGACAGCCUUCCCAAGCGUCGACCUCGCCACCAAAUACUGGAUCAAAGGCUUCGGCUUCACUCUCGAGCGGCUGCUCGGUUCCCCCGAGCUCGCGGCGCAAUUUGAAGGCGGCUCUCUCGUCAUCGCGAGACUCGCGCCCCAGGAUUAUCACCGAUGGCAUGCGCCCGUCUCCGGCACCGUGCGAGGCAUCAAAGAGAUCCCCGGCGCCUACUACACCGUAAAUCCGCAAGCCAUCAAUGAGCCCGGGACGCUCGACGUGUUCUGCGAGAACCGGCGCUCGGUCAUGACGCUCGAGCGGUCGACGACCGGGGCUCCAAUUGCGAUUGUGGCCGUGGGCGCUAUGCUGGUAGGUAGCAUCAAGUACGUUAACGGUGCAGAUACCGUCGGGACGCAGGUAAGGAGGGGCCAGUGUCUAGGCGCCUUCUACUAUGGUGGGAGUACAGUCAUUGUCUUGUACCCGCGGGGCGAGAUCGUGCUGGAUGCAGAUCUGGUCCGGAACUCGACGGUGCAUAAUGUCGAGACAUAUGUGAAGGUGGGAUGGAGGGUUGGGACUAAGCUGUAGAGCGUGUCUUCUUCUCUGGUGCUGUUUCCCGGGGUUUUCGGAGUAUAUAUAAAGCCCCCCCUUUUUUUUUCCUUUUUGGACGUAAUAGCUGAAUAUUCACGGCA